This is a messenger RNA of Malaclemys terrapin pileata, 2447 nucleotides long. It is a transcript of the gene BCL6, whose product is annotated as BCL6 transcription repressor. Gene Ontology annotation, biological process: regulation of transcription by RNA polymerase II. Gene Ontology annotation, molecular function: RNA polymerase II cis-regulatory region sequence-specific DNA binding; protein binding; DNA-binding transcription factor activity, RNA polymerase II-specific. The transcript is spliced from 10 exons. Gene Ontology annotation, cellular component: nucleus. The coding region runs from base 232 to 2361 and encodes 709 amino acids. The record is from RefSeq and is a predicted model, not a curated record. NCBI's taxonomy places the organism in Eukaryota, Metazoa, Chordata, Testudines, Emydidae.
GCUCGGCUCCCGCCCGGCUUCCUAGAACGGGGCUGCCGAGAGCCGGAGCCCGGCGCGUUCCCGGAAUGACAGCGCGGUGCCCUUCCCCGGCGCCCGCCGGCCAUGGGGCCGCAUUUCCUCCCCGGCUAAACGCGGCGCUCACACCGCACCGGCGGGGCUGGGGCCGGCAGCUGGCGGCAAGGUUUGAAAGAAACUUUUGGGCUGUGAAUUGAGGCAUUGGGCAGAGUCAAGAUGGCCUCUCCGGCAGACAGCUGCAUCCAGUUCACCCGCCACGCAAGUGACGUACUUCUCAAUCUCAACCGCCUUCGGAGCCGGGAUAUCCUCACCGAUGUCGUUAUCAUCGUGAACCGGGAACAGUUCAGAGCCCACAAAACUGUCCUCAUGGCCUGCAGCGGCCUCUUCUACAGCAUAUUCACCGACCAGCUAAAGUGCAAUCUGAACAUCAUCACUCUGGCCCCAGACAUCAACCCCGAGGGAUUCUGCAUCCUGCUGGACUUCAUGUACACCUCCCGCCUCAACCUGAGGGAAAGCAACAUCAUGGCCGUCAUGGCCACCGCACUCUACCUGCAGAUGGAGCACGUCGUCGAUACUUGCCGAAGGUUUGUCAAGUCUAGCGAAGCCGAAAUGGUCUCCGCAAUGAAGACGCCAAGGGAAGAGUUCUUGACGGGCCGGAUGCUGAGUCAUCCGGAGGUGAUGGCGUACAGGAGCCGGGAAGUCUCCGAGAACAACAUGCCUCUCCGAAACACGCCUCUCUGCGAUGGGAGGGCCUUUGCCUCCAGUUUGUACAGUGGCCUGUCCGGAUCGCCCCUUUCCUACACUGGAUACAACCCCAUUCCAGUCAACGGUUUCCUCUUGGACGACGAGCUGCGAGAGACGAGGAUGCCCCUGCAGGAUGUCUCGAGGGUCAACUCUUUUCCAAAGGAGAGAACGCUGCCAUGUGACAGCUCCAGGACAAUCCCUACAGACUAUACCAGAGCCGUCACUGAUCUUUCAGCCAACACGUGCCAUGCCACCAUCUAUUCUCCAAACGAGGCUGCUGCCGAAGAGGCCAGAAGUGACAUGCACUACAGCAUAGCCGCUGGUCCUAAGCCCGUCACACCUUCGGUCCGAAACAAUCCCUACUUCGCCUGUGACAAAGUGGCCAAAGAAGAAGAGCGGACCUCUUCGGAAGACGAGAUAAGCCAACACUUCGAACCAACCAAUACACCAAUGAACCGAAAGGGUCUCAUCAGCCCCCAGAGCCCCCAGAAAUCAGACUGCCAACCCAACUCGCCAACUGAGUCCAGCAGCAGCAAGAACGCCCGCAUCGCUCAAAGCUCUGGAUCUCUGGGUACCAAGAGCCCUACCGACCCUAAAGCCUGCAACUGGAAGAAGUACAAAUUCAUCGUCCUCAACAACCUCAACCAGAGCACCAAGCAAGACGGCGCCGACCAGAACGAAGUGGGGACCCUCUCCCCUCGCUCCUACGUGUCUACGUCGGCUUGCCAGCAGUCCAUGGAACCUGAGAAUCUAGACGUCCAGUCCCCAACCAAGCUGAGCUUGAAUGGGGAAGACUCGACAAUCCCACAAGCAAGCAGGCUCAACAACAUUGUGAACAGAUCUCUGGAUGGGUCCCCUCGGAGCAGCGAGGGGCAGUCCCCUCUGUACCUGCAUUCCUCAAAAUGCAGCACCUGCGGCUCCCAGUCCCCCCAGCAUUCUGAGAUGUGCCUUCACACCCCUGGCUCGACCUUCGGAGAGGAAAUGGGCGAAACCCACUCCGAAUACUCCGACUCCAGUUGUGAAAACGGAGCCUUCUUCUGCAAUGAGUGUGACUGUAGGUUCUCUGAAGAGGCUUCCCUCAAGAGACACUCCCUGCAGGCGCACAGUGAUAAGCCCUACAAGUGUGACCGUUGCCAGGCCUCCUUCCGCUACAAGGGAAACCUAGCCAGCCACAAAACCGUUCACACAGGCGAGAAGCCAUAUCGUUGCACUAUCUGCGGAGCGCAGUUCAACCGGCCGGCCAACCUGAAGACCCACACGCGCAUCCACUCCGGAGAGAAGCCCUACAAGUGUGAGACCUGUGGGGCCAGAUUUGUCCAGGUUGCCCAUCUCCGAGCUCAUGUGCUAAUCCACACUGGUGAAAAACCCUACCCCUGUGAAAUCUGUGGCACGCGCUUCCGGCACCUGCAGACGCUCAAAAGUCACCUUCGAAUCCACACCGGAGAGAAACCGUACCAUUGUGAGAAGUGUAACCUGCAUUUCCGCCACAAAAGCCAGCUGCGACUCCACCUCCGGCAGAAACACGGUGCCAUCACCAACACCAAGGUGCAAUACCGCGUCUCGACAACAGAGCUGCCACCAGAACUGCCCAAGGCGUGCUGAAAGCCAGGUGGAUUUCUCUGCAGGGAGAGAGAGGAAGAGGUGUUUGAGGGAGAGGGGGAAAGAUAUCCAAAGGAUACUUGUAACAC